Molecule: messenger RNA, 1141 nt
Organism: Aplosporella prunicola CBS 121167
Lineage: Eukaryota; Fungi; Ascomycota; Dothideomycetes; Botryosphaeriales; Aplosporellaceae
Exons: 4
Coding region: 340-1125 (261 amino acids)
Biological process (GO): carbohydrate metabolic process
Source: RefSeq, a predicted model, not a curated record
CGGGGGGGCUUUUCGUCAUGCCCGCGUGCUGCGAGGGUGCGGUGUGUUGGCAAGCUGGCGGCGGCGGCGGCUGUGGGGUGGGUGGGGUUAGGUAGUCUUUUGCUCGUUCGCGCGCGUCGACGUACUUACCUCUGCGGUGCAGGGCCUUACCUACCUACCUACCAUUCUUCUCUAACCAGCUAUAUACCUAUCUCCUUCCAAUUACUCGGUCAACACACCCCUUCCUCUUCUUCUAGUCCUUAUUCCUCUAUUCCCUCCCCCUCCCUUCCUUCCUCCUCUCGCUUCAACACCCAUUCCAUCCUAGGAACUAAGUCGUCGGCACAACCACAAACACAAACAAUGCCCCCCUCGACCCACCCCAUCCGCAUCAACGUCGACCUAGGCGAGAGCUACGGCAACUGGGCCUGCGGGCCCCCGACCGCCGAGCUGCUGCCUUAUAUCGACCACGCGAACAUAGCGUGCGGCUUUCAUGCUGGCGACCCCCUCAUAAUGCAAGAUACCGUGCGCGCCUGCCUCGACAGCCCUUCGAAGCGUGGCCCCAUAGCACUAGGCGCGCACCCCGGCCUCCCAGACCUGCAAGGCUUCGGACGGCGCUACAUGGCGCUCUCGCCCGCCGAGCUGACGGCUAUGACGCGCUACCAGAUCGGAGCUUUGCAAGGGUUUAUAUCCGCCGAAGAGGGUGCUCCUUCACUCCACCACAUAAAGCCGCACGGCACGCUCUACGGCCUAACAUCGCGCGACGCCGAGGCGUGCAGAGCCGUGUACGCGGCCGUGCCGGCGGGGGCGCGCGUAUUUGGGCUUGCGGGGACGGCGCAUGAGGCUGUGGCGCGCGAGCUGGGGAUCCCGUUUGUGGCCGAGCUGUAUGCGGAUGUGCGGUGGGGGCGGGACGGGAGCCUGGUGAUUGAGCGCCGGAAGGGGUCCUGGGAGCCGCACGAGACGCGCCAGCACGUUGGAGCGCAGGUGCGCGAGGGCGCCGUGACGGCCGUGACGGGCGAGCGCGUCGAGAUUCCCCUGGGUGAGCACGAGGUCUCGCUGUGCGUGCAUUCGGACUCGCCCGGGUGCAUGGAGAUUCUCAAGGCCGCGAGGGAGAUUGUCGACGAGUUUAACGGGGCGAAGUUUGGUUGAUCGGGUGGGUGGUCGG